AUGCAUUGCACGCGAUUAUCUAUGAUUCGAUCUGUACAUUCUUUCAACAAUGUACAAGCAGGGAAAAAAUUUGUUCCAAUCAAGAAAGCCAUUGAAUUUGUCAAUUCUUCUGGUAAAAAUGAGAAUCUAGAGGCGACUUCACCUCAAUGGGAAAGACAUAAAGCUGCAAUUAAGAAAAAGACCGGAGGACAGAGAUGGAAUCCCAAUAAGAAGCUGUCCAGAGAGCAAAUGGAGGGUAUUAGAUUGUUAAAGAAACAAUUUCCGAAAAUGACCGCGUCUGAUCUCGGUAGUCGAUUUAAGGUGUCACCUGAAGCAAUUAGUAAAAUUCUCAAAUCUAAAUGGCAUCCCAAUGACAGUGAGGCGCAAAAACUACAAGCCAGGUGGAAAAAAAGAGGUGAAAAGAUUAAAAAUCUAUAUAAAGAGAAUCCGCUCGGCUUAGACAGAAAAUUGGUGCUAACACACGAUAAAUCAGCUCAAGAAAUUAGGUUUCGAGUAGUUUUACCUGAACAGUUGAACAACUCAACGAGAAAUUCAAAAGAUAAAGAGAAACAAUUCCAUAAGAAACGGAAUGGAAAGUUACAUUUAUUGGAAAAUCUCAUUAGUAAAUAG
Molecule: messenger RNA, 609 nt
Organism: Kazachstania africana CBS 2517
Lineage: Eukaryota; Fungi; Ascomycota; Saccharomycetes; Saccharomycetales; Saccharomycetaceae
Gene: RRG9
Product: mitochondrial ribosome assembly protein RRG9
Exons: 1
Coding region: 1-609 (202 amino acids)
Cellular component (GO): nucleus
Source: RefSeq, a predicted model, not a curated record